Molecule: messenger RNA, 1937 nt
Organism: Zophobas morio
Lineage: Eukaryota; Metazoa; Arthropoda; Insecta; Coleoptera; Tenebrionidae
Product: piggyBac transposable element-derived protein 4-like
Exons: 2
Coding region: 77-1861 (594 amino acids)
Source: RefSeq, a predicted model, not a curated record
UUUGCGAACAGCAACUAAACGUUCUUUUCUCUUGCGGUUUCUCGAUUAAAUCUUUUUAAAAAAAUUUACAUCGACAAUGAGUAGUGAAAGUGUUUCGGGUCCUCCAUCAACUAAAACAUCUGAUGAAGCCAUGCCUGGUCCUUCCGGAAUUAAAAGGAGGAAAGUUGAAGUGAAAAAUCCACAAGCGUUAACGGAUGAAGAACUUGCUCGCUUUUUUGAGCUUUCUGACACUAGCGAAGAUGAUGGCUCCUCAGAAGAAGAACAUGAUUGGUACAACAUAAGUAGCGAUGAAGGAGAUUUACAAAGUAAUGUGCAAGAUCCAUUUGCAGAGCUUGCAGACCCGACAAAGCCUGCAGAUCCUGAUGAUUCUGCACAAGUGCUCGAUGUUACAUGGAGUGAUGCGCCUCUAAAACAUCGAAAAAAUUUAUUUUUCACAGGACACACGGCGCUGAAAAUACAGCCAAAUGGAAAUACUCCUGCUGAUUUUUUUAAUCUGCUAGUGACGGAUGAACUUUAUAAUGACAUCUUGCAGCAAACUAACGCGUACGCCGAAGAGGUGUUUUUGUCUUCAUCUGGAUAUGAGAAAGCCCGAAUUACCCAAUGGAAACCUCUGACAAAAGAAGAAUUUCGUGUGUUUUUGGGUUUAUUCUUCCAUAUGGGAACUAUUCACAUAAACAGGUUACAGGACUACUGGCGCACCCACCAUUUGUUCAAUUUAGUUUGCUUCUCGCAGCGUAUGUCUAGAAAUCGAUUUUUAUUGAUUUUACGAUGCCUACAUUUGGCGAAAAAUCCCUUACCUGAUAAAACCGCUCCCCUGGAUAAACUACACAAGAUUCGACCAAUUGUCGAUUAUUUUAAUAAGAGAAUGUUUGAGGUUUAUUCACCGAGCCGGGAACUCAGUAUAGACGAAUCUCUUCUCGCGUGGAGAGGCCGUCUUGGUUUUCGUCAAUAUUUACCAGGCAAGGCCCAUAAAUAUGGAAUAAAAACAUAUGUAUUGGCUGAACCAAACGGGCUUACUCUAAAACUGUUGGUCUACAGUGGAGCCAAAGACAUUACAGGUGGAGUUGGGCAUGCAUCGAAAGUAGUGCUGCAACUUAUGAGGGAACAUUUCGAUAAGGGGCACAGUCUUUUUAUGGAUAAUUUUUAUAACAGUCAUUCUUUGGUACAAAAAUUGUUGGAAAGAGCAACAUACUGUACAGGUACGCUACGAGCAAAUAGGAAAAACAAUUGUCGCGACGUAGUAAACACAAAAUUGAAACCAGGAGACGUAAUAGCAAAAUGCGAUGAAUUGAAUGGUAUUAUAAUGGGCAAGUGGCGCGACAAAAGGGAAGUGACAUUCAUUAGCACCGAGUAUAGUGCUACUCUACAGGAAACACAAAACCGAAGAGGUCAGAAGAAAAUGAAGCCAGAGGCCAUAAUUUACUAUAAUAAAUUCAUGUCGGGAGUCGAACAUAAGGACCAAAUGUUGGCGUACAAUGCUUGUGACAGAAAGACCAUAAGGUGGUAUAAGAAACUUGGUCUCCACACCUUACAAAUAUUACUUCUGAAUGCUUGGUAUUUAUACAAUAAAUACUCGGGACUGAGGGCCAACUUUUACGACUUCCGGCUUAAUAUUAUAGAAAAUCUUGUGGGCGGAACAAAACAAGAAAAACCAAAGAAGGCGGUACCUGAAGGGGUGCAUUUACCUGCUUCGCUACCUAAAGCGGAGGCAACAAAGGGAAGAGUGCAGCGAAAAGAUUGCAAAGUUUGUUACCAGAAUAAAAUUAGAAAACAGACAAAUUUCUAUUGCCCGAAAUGCAAAGAUAAACCAGGCCUGUGUUUAGAACCCUGUUUUCGUAUAUUUCAUGGAUACGAUAAAUAGAUUUUAAUACUUGUUUUUUUGUUAGUAGUUUUUUAUUGUAUGGAUUAGAUAUUAAGUUAAUGGUUAGGAAUUUGAA